AAGCACAUUUGACUCAAGUCAUUUUGGCUGAUAUCUGCAGGGCCACCUGCGGCUCGGCGUGCCUCUCCGAGGCCCGCCCGAACCACCCGCGGGGCGGCCAUGUUCGCCUGCUGCCACGACGCCGCCCCCGCCAAGGUCGAGGAGGCCGCCCCGGCACCCGCGGAGGAGGCGCCCAAAGAGGAGGCGGAGGAGGAGCAGGCCACGACCGCCUCGGACCCCGAGGGCCCGCCCGAGGAGUUGCCCGCGGCCGCCCCGGCCGAGGAGCCCGCGCCAGAUGAGCGGGCGGCCGCGCAGCACGCCCUCGUCGUCCGGGUGGUGCAGGCGCGGGGCCGCGGCAGCGACGACGAGAAGCGGCAGCCGUUCGUGCGGGUGCGGUUCCUCGAUGCCUGUGGCGAGGAGAAACAGGUGAAGGAAACCGCGCCCAUCACCGACGGCGGCGCGAAUCCUCACUGGAACGAGUACCUCCAGUUCGAGGGCAUCGGGGAUCUGGCUCUGUACUCGGUGUGCCUCGAGCCCCGCGACAAGAGUGACACGAAGGGCGAGCCCAUUGGCGGCAUCGCCAAGAUCAGGGUUUGGGGUCCUCGAGGCCGCGUUUGGCCUCCAGCAGCUCAGGGACACCAUCUCGGCUCGCUGUUCCCCAACGUCGACUUCAGGCUCGGCGUGAACAACUUCGGGACGUGGGGCAACGGUGCUCGGGCGUCGAACAAACUGUCGCUCAACAUCAUGGGUGCUAGCGGAAAGGAAGACAUGCACACUGGCAUCGGAGGCCUUUUCGCGGACAAGAGCUGUGAUCUAGUGUGUGUGUGUGCAUGACACGUACGUGCGCCACUCGUUGCCGAUUGACCCUCAAGGGGCCCCUUUUUGCCAAGGCACAAAAACAUCAUACAUCACACUGGCAACGGAGCCUGCUAGAUGGUCUUCGGCGACCGCACGAAUGCGCAGGACCCG
This is a messenger RNA of Prorocentrum cordatum, 948 nucleotides long. NCBI's taxonomy places the organism in Eukaryota, Dinophyceae, Prorocentrales, Prorocentraceae. The record is from the annotation of a GenBank genome assembly.